AUGACGUCCUAUAUGCAGGUGAAGCCGAAGCUAAAGUACCGCAGCGUUGGAAGCUACUACACGGCGACCCACUUUCCGGACGAGAUCCUUCGGUCGGCCCUCAGCUACGAACCACAACCGGAAGACGUCUUCAUCGUCACGUACCCGAAAUGCGGCACGACCUGGUUGCAGUCCAUCCUGUACAGCAUCUACACCAACGGUGCACCCGUGGAGUCCGUUGAGGAUUUCGCAAAGAAAAUGCCCUUCCUGGAAAGGAUGGGCGCAGAAGGUUUGGCUGACCUCGUCAGGCCAGGCAGUGCCAUCAAGACCCACAUGCUGUACGACCCGAACCGCAUGUCCAAGCAGGCCAAGUACAUUUACCUCGCCAGAAACCCGUACGACUGCUGCGUGUCCUUCUACCACCACCACAAGUUCUUCCCGUUUUACCUGUUCGAAGACGGUACGUUCGACGAGUUCUUCGAGCAGUUCAUGAGUGGCCAAGUCGACUUCGGGGACUACUUCGACCAUCUGCUCUCCUGGUACCCGCAUCGGGACGAGCCCAACGUCCUUUUGAUGACCUACGAAGACCUGAAGCAGGACACACGGUUCUGGGUGCAGAAGGUGGCCGACUUCUUGGGGAGCUGCUACGGCGAUAGCUUGAGGGAGGAUCCUGCUGCCAUGGAGAGGAUCCUCGACGCGGCCACUAUGGACAGCGUGCGAGAGUUGUUCUGGCGUGAGAAGGACUACAGGCGACAGGUGUCGACGGUGAUUCCCGUAGAUCAGAUUCCCCGAUGGGCUUCUCUUUUCGCGGACGUGGUGGGAAAUCUACAAAGAAAGCCGCACGGCGAUGAGUUUGUGCGCAAGGGGAUAGUCGGUGAUUGGAAGAACUACUUUAAGCCCGAGCAAUGCGAGAGGUUGAAGCGUAGGGCGAGGGAGAGAUGCAGCGAAGUUAACGCCUUAGAACUGUGGAAACACUUGGACAUCUUUUGAAUAAUUCCUCCAUCAUAGAAUCCGACCACAAACUCGAGGAAGUCAUUUGCGAUUAGUUGAUUGUGGGAUAUAUAGGUGACAGCUCCGCAAAGUAGAGAUGCUGAUGCGGUCUGUGUGCCUUUUAGUUCUUUUUUGUUUGUUUAUUGUCGCGCUCUAGAAGAAAAAAAGAAAAGAGAAGAGUGUGUUGUAAAAAGUAAUAAAAUG
Ixodes scapularis (black-legged tick) is the source of this 1173-nucleotide messenger RNA. RefSeq names its product sulfotransferase ssu-1. Gene Ontology annotation, molecular function: sulfotransferase activity. Gene Ontology annotation, biological process: sulfation. The coding region runs from base 1 to 969 and encodes 322 amino acids. Gene Ontology annotation, cellular component: cytoplasm. The record is from RefSeq and is a predicted model, not a curated record. The transcript has a single exon. NCBI's taxonomy places the organism in Eukaryota, Metazoa, Arthropoda, Arachnida, Ixodida, Ixodidae.